GGGGUGGCUGAAAUAACCCUUGGUAUUCUGGUUUCUUCCAUUUGGUUUUGCAUCUCUCCCUAAAUACCAUCUAAAUGCAACCUCCUGCUUUUGUUCUUCAUUUUUGCUUGUCUGUUAAGAGAUUUGCGACAGAUUUCCACCUCUUUGGGGUGAAAAACAUUCAGACAGAGCACAGUACAUACAUACAGGUGAAUACUGUCUUUCAGGUUUUGUGGAUACAUGGAUUUGGAACUCCUUGAGGUCAGCUUUGACUUCAGAUUUGCUGUGUGCUUCUCGGGACAGUUCAUCUUCAUUAUUAACCAAAAAGUUUAGUAUUAUAUCACCCAUUAUGUAAUUCUGUAGUUGUGUUACUUGCAAGCACAUACACUGCUUUUGUGUGAAAAUGAUUCUUCUGAAAUCAGGAAAAAAAUCAGGAAAAAGUUAAAACUUCCAACUUUCUAACAAAAAAGUUAGACAGAAAAGGGUAAUGCAUACUUGCUGCACCGAGCUGGGAUAUCAGUGCAGUACCAUACCCGGGAAUUUGAAUUAACAUCAUUGCUGGGAUAUAGCUACAUGAGAAGAGGUCUGUGUGCUUUAAAGUUCUGCACUUAUUUGCAUCAUCUGGUGUUUCAGCACAUGCUCUUGAACUCAUCAAGUGGCUGAUGGAUGUGUUUGUAAAGACUCGGCUGGUCACUUUAUACGCAACGAUAAACCCGCUGUUGUACUUAAUGAGAUGGGGACCCUGUGUCGGCGCGGGAGCCAUUAGUGGCGAAAUUGCUGCACAUUGCCAUGACGACGAGCCGCUGCAGCCACCUGCCCGAGGUGCUGCCCGACGGCCCCGGCUCGGCGGCCCCCGCGGGGAAGAGCGCCAGUGGUGGGCCUGGGCCCGGCCCGGCCGGCGGGCGCCCGCACUAUGUCAUGCAAGUGUCGGCCAAGGACGGGCAGCUGCUCUCCACCGUGGUGCGGACGCUGGCCACGCACAGGCUGGAUGUGCUAGCUCGGACGUGCAUGCAGAGCAUCACAGCGCAACUUCAUACCACUCCCAUGUUCUCAGACGGCUGUAAAAGCAGCAGCCCCUUCAAUGACAGGCCGAUGUGCAGGAUCUGCCACGAGGGCAGCAGCCAGGAGGACCUGCUUUCUCCAUGCGAAUGUACGGGGACUCUGGGGACGAUUCACCGCAGCUGCCUGGAGCACUGGCUGUCGUCUUCAAACACCAGCUACUGUGAACUCUGCCACUUCAGGUUUGCAGUGGAGCGCAAACCCAGGCCCUUGGUAGAGUGGCUGAGGAACCCGGGCCCCCAGCACGAGAAACGGACUCUCUUUGGAGACAUGGUGUGCUUCUUGUUCAUAACGCCGCUGGCGACCAUCUCCGGCUGGCUGUGUCUGCGGGGAGCGGUGGACCACCUGCACUUUAGUAGUAGGCUAGAAGCCGUUGGCCUCAUUGCACUCACUGUCGCACUCUUCACUAUUUACCUCUUUUGGACCCUAGUGUCGUUUCGGUAUCACUGCAGGCUCUACAACGAGUGGCGCCGCACCAACCAGCGGGUGAUCCUGCUCAUCCCCAAGCCGGCGGCCGUCGCCUCCGCGCAGCAGUCGCUGCUGGGGCUGCAGCCCAUCAAGAGGAACUCCAAGGAGACAAUCGUCUGAUCGGGGCCGUCCCGCGCCGGGGCCACGCACUAAAUAGGUUUCCUCGCGCCCGUGGGGGUCAGAUACCGCCCCAGAGCCUGCUAUUCCGAUUUACAGACUCUUUGCGGAGGAAGAAAUCACUGUUUUAAUUCAAAUCACGGAUGCUGCAAUCAUAUGAUAUUUGCUAAGCUGCCAAACAUGUUUAUUUAGCAGAUACUGUAUGGAAUUCUACAAACUUAUGUUAAUACUUGCAUCAUCAAGCGAUGCAGACUUUUUUAUUAUUGUUUAAAAAUAUUAAACUAUGAUAAUUAACAAUGCAAGACAGAUGUAAAAAGUGCUUUGUUUUUAUCAUUUACUGCUACUACAGUAUUAUUUUCUUUGGAUAGCAGCCAGUGCUGUAUGUUUUUGUUUUUUCCUGAAUCACAGGGCUGACAUUGCCUUUAUAUACACGUAUAGAUAUAUACACACAAUUUUAAGAACCUUUUAUACUAUUAACUUGGAUUAUUAGAAUACCUUUUUUAAUAUUAUGAGUUCUACAAAUUGGCAUAUUAUUUAAACACUAUAAAAUUGUUAGAAAAUGGUCUCCUGUUUCUUGUUUGGUAGGGAAGUUCCGAUAGGAAAAUUCUCCAGUAAUAAAUGUGGAAUGUGUGAGAGCAACAAGUGACAGAUUACAGUAAUCUUCCUGCCCCAAAGUAUUUUAUUAAGUAACUCUCAGGAGAGAAAAAAAAAUUCAGGCAGAAAUAACAAAUUAGGCAUCGCAUUCUGCACUGAAGCUCUACUGGUGUGAAUUUGUAGUUAGCCAAUUUACUCUGUUUUUACACCAAGCGGAAUUUAACCCUAAUUGUAUAAAUUAAUUUUGUAAGGAAAACUCUGUAUACAUAAUGAAUGAGAUCAUUAGACAUGUCUUCAGAAGCAGGAACUUGUCUUGCAUUAUAAUUAGCAUUACUUUAAAGCUGCAGAAUUUUCAGUUUGACAGGUAGAUUUAGCAGAGCGUACGUAAACCCUGACCUUCCAUUGUAGCACUGAGACUAAGACUCUUUUUAAAAAAUGUACGACACAGCCUACUAUUGUGACCAAAUUGAAUUUGGAGUCUAAAGACUCAAUUUAAUUCCUGGGUGGCAUUAUCUGUUUCCCCUUUGCCUUCAUGACCAAUUCAUUCACUGAUUUUUGGCUCUCAGAGGAGACAUAUGCUUACAUGGAGAGACUCAUUUUACAGAAUCAUACAAAACUCUAUUAACAAAUGCUGCUAAAACCAGCAAGUGACAUGUAGCCUCUUCAAAUAUAUAUAUCGCACAGUUUCCCCACCCCCACCCCCUUUUGGGGUAGACUGUAGUGACACCAUGUGCUGCGUUCUCCAAACUGUGCAGGAACUGAAAAUAAAAGGAGCCCAAAGCAACAAGGGUAAUGAUUUCUAAUUUGGAUAAAGGCAAUAUGGGUGUUUACCAUCAGGCAAGAGCUUAUUUAAUGUUGAGCUCUAGGGAAGAAAAAGCUUAGUACCCAUGAACAGACCUGUGAGUCUCUUUAUGCCAUCUUUGGCUCAGUCUAGCUAUAGCCAUGUAUGUAGUGCAACAGUAUUCUCUGCAGCCAUCAAUUCUGUGGGGCUAGAGGACUGAACCGUCUAUAUGAAGCAACACCAGCUUUGUUCAGACAUGAAACCGCAUUUUCACAGCGAGCCAUCAUCAGCUCCUGUGUAGGAAAGCCAUGAACUUGCAAGGCUGCACUCAUUAGUCUGUAAGGUCAGGAGCUGGUCCUAUGUUUGAUAGUGGGUACCCGCUUCUCUUCCAGAAUAAAACUGUAGGAAAGUUGUACAGAAUUCUGAAGACACGGAUAUCUGAAGACAUCACAAACUCUGUGAUGGCCUAAACCCUAUAGUGCUUUUUUAUCCUCUUUCCAAAGAAAAGAAACUCUCUGGAUAGAGGACAAAAAAGGAAAAGCACAUCAGCAGAGAUUUCCAGGUUAAAAGAAAAUCUGCUAGCCGGGGGCACUGAAAUAAAGCAUGUCUAGCUGGGUCAGAACACUGUCAGACUAGGAGCCACUAGCAAGUCUCCCAUGCAUUUUCUGGAAUACUCCCUGCCCCCAGCCACACACCCACCUUUUUGCAUUAUACCCAUGAAAAAAGCAGCAUACUUCACACACUUGUUUUUUUAAAAAUAUAAGAACAGGAAGGUGGGUGAUGCUGUUUUACUCCCACUUCCACGCUGAACUAAGGACCAGACUAGUAUUGCUUUUCCUUCCAUUAGUUGAGGCUAUUCUUGCUAUGCCACAUCCAAAUUUGGAUUAACAAUUCCACAACUGAAACACUACAACAGAAAUUCUACAACAGCAGUAGCAUUCAAUUUUUUUUCCUUCUGAAUAAAUGUAAGAAACAGAAUUAACUGCAACACUAGCUAGAGCUAACAAAGCUCCUGGCAGUACAAUGACAUCUUUGUUAUGCUGUCCUUAAAGGCUUUCCAGUUAAGCAAAAAUAAGUCAACUAAUGAAAGGAUGGGAAAGAUUUGGGGUUUUUUUUUGGUUUUUUUUUGUUUUGUUUUUAAAUGUAGCUCAGUCUUUCCCUAUCCUUUCUUCUUGUGCAGCUGGUCUUGCCAUUUACAUUCUUUUUCUACACAAGAAAUGCUAGAGAGAGUAGUAUUCAAUAUUUUGAGCUGAAAAUGAUAAGCAGCAAUUUAAGCCGUCCAAAAGAAAAAAAAGAGAAAAAACCCUCUGAGAAAAAUAGACAUAAUACAAUUCUGUUCCCUUCUUUCACAUCCUGCUUUCUGAUGAUAAAGAUUGCCAUCCUAAGUGUGCAGAGUUGGCCACACAGAGUCCAUUACAAUUCAAUAUUAAUAACAUGAGUGCCAUGCAAAAUGAAGAUGACAAAUUUCACUUCUACAUAACCUUUUCCCUGAAAGCUUAGUCUAUCACAUCAUGCAGAACAACAAACAAGACAAAAUUCAAACAAGGGUAAAGCAGUGGUAUUUGAUAAAAGAAUGGUGGUGAACAGGCAAGAGAUGCAAAAUCAGGAAGCUGCCCGAUUCCUUGAAUUUCUACUGCAGUGAGAAGAGUUAAGUAGAGGAAGCAACAGUGUAACAGUUUCCCCCUCAGGAAGAAGGGGAAAAAGUACACUGCAACCAAUGGAAGAAAUUAAUAGGGAAGAACUUAGAUGAGUUUUCAGAGAUACAGCAGAUCUCUGUUCAACAAGAGGGAAGUCGCUGCACAGGUAGGAUGAAGAGCCUUCAAGUUUUUGUACUCCACUAUAUAAUUCUGUCAGAUUAAGACUUUAAAUUAUCAUUUGGAUUUUAUUUAUUAAAAAUAGCUUUGCAUCAGUUACACAGUAGGAAAUCAUGCAGAGUGAUUUGACAGCUUAGCAGGUGAAGGAGGGAAUCAGGGCCCAUAUACAUAACCAGCCUUGAUGCCACAAAGAUAACCAGAGCGCUGCAAUCAGAGUAAGAUAUGAAGAGCUACUGGGAGGACCAUUUACACAUAGAAAAAGACCUAAAAAACUUUCCCUUUCAAAUGAAAUUAAGUUUAAAAAAAAGUUACUGUUAAUUAUUAAACUCAUCUGUUACUGCUUAUGAGACCAAGCUCUAUUUACCGCACAGCUGCUUAAUUAAACAAGCAUUUUCCUUA
Messenger RNA from Dromaius novaehollandiae (emu), 5211 nucleotides. RefSeq names its product E3 ubiquitin-protein ligase MARCHF3-like. Gene Ontology annotation, biological process: protein ubiquitination. Bases 769 to 1626 code for a protein of 285 amino acids. The record is from RefSeq and is a predicted model, not a curated record. Lineage: Eukaryota; Metazoa; Chordata; Aves; Casuariiformes; Dromaiidae. The transcript has 6 exons. Gene Ontology annotation, molecular function: zinc ion binding; ubiquitin-protein transferase activity.